Blastomyces dermatitidis ER-3 is the source of this 2556-nucleotide messenger RNA. RefSeq lists its product as uncharacterized. The record is from RefSeq and is a predicted model, not a curated record. The coding region runs from base 873 to 1565 and encodes 230 amino acids. The transcript has 2 exons. NCBI's taxonomy places the organism in Eukaryota, Fungi, Ascomycota, Eurotiomycetes, Onygenales, Ajellomycetaceae.
CGAGCAUCUUCAAACAUAGGAGCCACUUUUGCCCACUACAACAACCAUUACCAUGUUAACGCCUCUCAAGUUCCUAUACUAUAGGAAUGGCAACGUAUCAUCGAGAUACCCCUUGGACAGCUCUAGUGGUUGCUCUGGGGGUUUGAAGCUGCUCAUCCUCGGUCAACCCCUCCCCGUGUGAAGCCGCUCGCAUGGGGGGGCCUUAAAAGGCAGGGAGACUCCGGGAUUCUGCAAUUGACAUCAACACUCAUAACCUAAGCCCUAGCUGGCUAGAUAGGCUUCCUUGCAAGAGCAUGUGACAAUAAAUGCUCUCCCGUUUUCCGACUUUAUUCACCGGAGUGCGCAGAGUCUCCCAUGUUGGGAACGCGAACUAGAAUAUUUUGACAGUAUGCGCAUCGCGCGGCUCAGAAAUGUGAUAAUUCAACGUUGACAGAACCAACUUGGCUGUGGGUUGGUGCUACCUGUUUAAUAUUUCUCUACAUCUCCCACUAUAGGCCCCUCAUAUACCUGUUUUAACGAAGAAAAACGCUGCCUGGAAAAAAAAUACUCCCCUCGAGUCCUUAGACAUCCCUGUCCUCUAUGGAUGUCUCCUUCAUUGGCACGGGGAUGCUCCUUGGUUAAGGAUAGUUUGACUUGGUCUACAUAUGUGGCUUGAGUCGAGGAAAACUUUAUAUUUUUGUCUGUAUUGCUGACGCCCGUAUCUUGCAUUCCACACUUGUUACUUGCGUUUCCAGUUCAUCAUAUAAAGACGCAUGUUUCCUCUCUUCAUCCGACUCGUCUGGCUCUUGAAACUAAGACCAAAUCCUCCGAAAAUUGCAAAAUAACUCUGGAUCCCGAUUUUCACAUUCUCUCCCCACUUAUACUCUGGCAAUAUGAUGAAAGCUAUCAUCAUUCUUAGCUUUGUAGCGCAGGUUUUCACUGCGGCUGUUAGCCGCGAGCCCGACUCCGGUGACGAUACCAGCACCCGGCCCUUCCCCCUCCCCCCUCUCUCCCCUAUCCAGGCGGAAGGUCCGGAUCCAGACAAAGUAUACAUCGUUGGCCUUACGCAUGGCGGAACGGGAUGCCCCUCAAAUUCCGUCAGCCAUAUCCUUUCAGAUGACCGGACCGUCAUGACACUUAUUUUCGACGAAUAUGUAGCAUCGAUUGGCCCUGACGUUCCCAUCACCGACAGCCGCAAGAACUGCCAGUUGAACAUCAAUCUGCGGUAUCCAGGUGGCUUCCAAUACUCGAUAUUCUCAGCUGACUACCGAGGAUAUGCAAGGCUAGAUAAGGGUGUUAGGGGUGUCCAAAAGAGUACCUACUACUUUUCUGGUCAGACUAAACAGGCUUCCACCAUGACAGAGUGGAACGGUCCAAUGGAUAAAGACUAUCUUCUCCACGAUGAGACAGACCAUACCUCCAUCGUCUGGUCUCCAUGUGGUGCCAACGGAGCAUUGAAUAUCAAUUCCCAGAUUCGCCUAACCAGCGGUAAUCGGAACGCUCGUGGCGUGCUGACCACAGACUCCAUUGAUGCCAGUGUCAAGCAGAUUGUCCAUGUCAGGUGGCAGAAGUGCAAGCAAGCAUAGUAGUUUGUAGCUUGGAUUCAUGCGACUUCGUUGCUAAUCCGCACCGGGAGGCCGGCUGGAAAUGGUCGUGGACAAGUAUGAUGUUGUUGAUACUGCACGAUUGGGAGAACGCCUGACGAAAUGUAUUGAAACUCUCGUUUCUAGUUUUUCUAUCAUGUAUUUUUCUAGAUGGAAGAGAAACCAAGUUGAAGAUGAUUAAAUUGUUUGAUCACAUGCGGAUCGAUCUAUACUAUGUCAUAAUCUGAAUGGCUACAAUACAAUAUAACCGCAUAUAUACUGUCGUUCGCGGACAAUGACAUUCCCACUCCCCCUGCCUUGUUCCGGGGAGACCGGUACAUCUGUAGAUCGUUUGGCAUAAAGCUCACUAGCUCCCCGGGUUACACAACUACUACCAGUUGUCUUCACCAACCAGAUCUAAAUAUAAUAAAAUGGACAAUCCUUCCAUUUAUGGAACAUCAAUCUCAAACUGAGAUGCUAUUAUCGGAGAUGAAACAACAGUAAGUAAGCCCGGGUCCCGCUCCUUUUCCCUUUCAGUUUAUUUAUUUUGUAUAUUUAUAUUUUUUGGUUGGUUGGAAUAAAGAUGACGAAGGAAGUAAGCGGUAAGUUCAUGUGUUACUACGUAAACUUCUGCAAGUAUUCAACAGGACGCAAAACUGAUCCCACAAACUACGCCGCAAAGAAAGUGAAAAGUCAUUAUAGAACCAACACCUAGAGCACGCAAAUGGGUAAUAAAGAAUCUUGUGGAUUUCUUCUCCUUUUUCUUUGCUAUAUGCAUUACCGAAUCGAUUAAAGUCGUAGCACACCAUGCACGUAGUCGGUGCAGCUGCUGAGAUAAAACUUUUUCUUUUCCCCGGUCCUGUGAUAGGUGGAGUGGUUUGGUAACGCUGGUUCCGCCAACGUAGGCCCGAAGCCAGGGGGGAAAACACAUUCCAACACCGCCACCAACUCCAAUGCCCAUCCCCAUAUCCACCAUCGCCCACUGCUCAUCGCC